Molecule: messenger RNA, 4806 nt
Organism: Galleria mellonella (greater wax moth)
Lineage: Eukaryota; Metazoa; Arthropoda; Insecta; Lepidoptera; Pyralidae
Product: solute carrier family 35 member F1-like
Exons: 5
Coding region: 389-1135 (248 amino acids)
Biological process (GO): transmembrane transport
Cellular component (GO): membrane
Molecular function (GO): transmembrane transporter activity
Source: RefSeq, a predicted model, not a curated record
GAAAGUGUGGCGGAGCAUACUCUUAGGUCAAGUACUGUCUCUUCUUCUGAGUGGAAAAUGCAUUUUGACUACGUUACUACAGAGCGCUACAUGGCAGUUCCCAAUUACCGGGCAGCUUGUUGUCCCAUAUUUAACGCUGUUUAUUUUGUUUACACCGAUGUUACUAUGUAAUGGAGUAAAAAAAUUGACAAAGAGAUGGUGGAUAGUUCUCAUUGCAUGUACACUGGAUGUGGAAGCCAGCUGGCUCCUAGUCAUGUCACAGCGAUUCACUUCAGUUCUUAGCUGACAGCUGCUUGCAUGCAGCGGUGUUGGUGCAGCUCUAGUGGGUGGUGCAUGGCGUGGCCAGAGGCUGGGGGUGGCACAUGUUGCUGGCGCCACGCUGGGACUCAUGGCAGUCGUAUGUGUAGUGUGGGCUGAUGUUGAAGGUGCACCUACCGAUGGUAAAAACCAAUUAGUUGGUGACAUGCUGUGUCUCGGAGGAUCCUUGCUAUUUGCAAUGGUUACAGUAUUACAAGAGAUGAUGCUCAAAAUUCAUUCAUGCUCAGAUUACCUGGCUUUACUCGGUCUGAUCGGCAGUGUGGUGUCAUGCACUCAGACAUUCUUCUUAGAGUUCAGUGAACUGAUGAUAUUCAACUGGUACGAGUUAGAUACGAUCCUGCAGUUGGGUAGCUACUGCAUAGUGCAAAUAAUAUUUCAAAUACUGCAGAGCUUUAUGCUGCGAGAUGCAGGAUCUAUAAUAUUGCAUCUGUCAUUUUUAUCAGCCGAUUAUUAUACUCUUAUUGCUGGAAUGUAUAUAUUUCAAUUUAAGUUCCACGCGCUAUACUUCUUGUCCUACCUACUGGCAAUGGUAGGCGUGUUCUUAUUCAGCGCGCGGCCAACGACCCCGCCGCCGCCGCUGCAGCAGCCGGAAAGAUUGCCACAACUUGUCAACGACUCUGUGCAGUCACAAGACAAUGUUUCGAUGGAGUACACAGUCCCCACACUGGACUGCAUACCUAUAGAGGGCCUAGAACCACCAAUGAGUAGGGACACAACAUUCACAUCAUUCUUAGGUGGACCACAGAACAAUGUUCCCAAUGGUACAAUUGCAUAUGGUCACUCGAAUGGUACGCAAAAUAUUAAGGACCCUUGUUAGUGUAACACAGUUUCGCUUAAGCUACUCUAUUAUACACUUGUUUAUACAUUAUUAUAAGACUUAUUAACAAGUAAUUAGGUUAUUGUUUCUAAACACUGAAUUUGUAUAUGAUUCAUUAUGGUGGCCAUACAUGAUCAACACACUAGCAUUUACACCCAACCUUAGGGUAUUUGAUUACUGUGGGAAAUAAAUGUUAUUAGUAAUAUUGUAUUAUCAGGUAUUUGUAUUUUGUUCUAAAAAUUUCAUUUUGUAAGUCAGUUGUUUUUAUUCGUUAAUAAAAUUAAUGAAAAAUAAUAAACAAGCAAAUUAACGUCACAAUACAGUAGUGGCUUUUAGAUAUAAUAACAUUGUUUAUCGAAAAUUGCAUAUAGAAUAUGUAUUUAAAAUAUUUUUGUUGUAACAUCUUUUUAAAGAUAUUAGGUGCUGCUAAAAUUUAAUUAUUCAAUGAAAAAACGAGUUUUCAAAUACCCGAUACUCAUCUAUAAUUAAAAAAGUUACUUUACUAACUUGUACAAAAGUGACGAAUGUAUAUAAAAUUAUAUGAAUUGAAUAAAUAUUAUUAUGUAAUAACAUCACUUGCACUCUUGUUAGGAAUGAAUAGAAUCAUUAAUAAGUAGGCAAAAAACUAAUAAAUAAGAUUUAUUAAAAAAUAUAGCGAAUUAAACAUAGUAAAAUGUUUUUAGUUGAAUAGGUUUUAUGGUUGUUAGUAAAAUUAUAUUGAAAAUAGAUAUAAAAUCGUAAGGUGGUUCGGGAUGAAAUCGAAGCCAUCACCAUCUUUUUAAAGGAAAUUUAUAAAACACUAUCAAUGAACUAAAAUAUUUUUUCUAUACUAAUACAGCACGAUUGGCUGUUAAAUUCGUAUGGGAAGCACAAAAAUUUUUGGUCAUUUUACGACCUUAGUUUUUUUUAAAAAAAAAGUUCCAUUUCUCUAGUAAAACGUUACCGUAAAAGAUGCUGAGGAUUUCGAUUCCAUUCUGUAUACAUAUAAAAGUAUAUAGGUACUAAGUACACUACGGCAUGUUUUAUCAUGUUUACAUGUAAAAACUAAAUGAAUUCUAGUCAUUAAUAGUAAUCGGUAUUUCAUAUUAAUAGUGCACAAUUCACAGCGUACGUUGCAAUAAUUUUUUACCAUUCUAAAUGAUAACAUUGUUCAAUAUAACUAUCUGAUAUAUAUUUAGAUAAUAAUCGACCUUUAGGUCUUGUAACUAAUUGAUCAGUUAUAAUACUGGGUGCAAUUAAAGAAAAUGGUAAGUUUGUAAAAUUGACUGGUAUAAAACUUGCUCAAAACUGUUACUUUUUUACGAAUUGAAAAUUUAAUUUAAUAAGGACACUAGGUGUCAUGUCGUAUAGAGAGGUCAAGGAUAUGGCCUGGGAUAGAACUGGCUGGAAGAAGAUGCAUGAAUUAGUUGCACCGACAAGAGGUAACUCUUAAACGAAAAGAGAAAAAGGACAAAAUACUAAAUAAAAUAAAUUUAUUUAUUUAAAAAAGGAACACAUAAUAUGAGUAUAUUGGACCCCACACUAGGCGAACCCGUAUUGUGGAAGUCCAUAAGGAGUUACCAAGACAAUGUUAUAUAGAUGAGUAAGUCAAUUUCACAGAAUCGAACAUGAUAAAAUGGGCACUGUUAGUUAAUAUAAAAGUGUUGGACAUUAAUUUUUAUAAAUGAACGUGACACUAACAAAUUAUUCUUAGUGAACAUAAAAUAAAAUAACAAUUAAUUACUAGACAUGUGCUGUUUUAUGGUAAUGUCAAGGAUUGGUUGUUUAUUCUGAACUCGUAUGUUGAUGGUCAUUGCUUUCAUUCAAAAUUUCAAUUUUGUAAAUAAUAACUAUAUUUCAUAAACAUUAUAUGAUUUUCUUGUCUAUUUCCAACUGAAAGUACAUGUCAAAAUGGAGUGGAAGAGGACUGGAAGCGGUCUACCAUAAUAUUCUAAUAAUACACCAACGUAAAUCAUCAUCAUCAUCAUCAUUAUCAGACUAACUGUCCACUGCUGAACAUAAACCUCUCUAGGGGCGAGGGGAGGGGGUUUGCCAGUCGUUGCCACACGGCCACAUAAAUAAUCACUGAUAAUCGAAUGAUUGAUUAUGUAUCCCAUUAUUAUAACUGAUUAAUUGCUAUAACGGAAACUGCCACAUACUCGAAUUUUUACUCGAAAUUUUUAACAAAAUAAUAAUACGGUUUAGCAAGAUUUGUAUGAAAUUUUAAAAUAGUAUCUAUGAGAGAAAUGUAUUGGAAUUGUUUAAGAAUUAGUUAUAAAGACUUAGAACGUUUACCUAUUAUAGCUUUGUAAAUUUAUAUAUAAUAUUAAUAUUAAUGACAUUGACCUGAGGACUGAUAAACUUUUAUUAAAUUAAAUAGCUACAUUUGUCUUGUUAAAAAUUUAUACCGUAUCAAAACGGAAGUACUAGUAACUUUAUUGAUUGCGAAUAAAAUCUAUCCAGAAUUGGCAAAUUUAUCGUAGGGUGAAAAUAGUGGCGUCGUAUUCAAGUUUACUAGAUCACUACACUAUUACUACUACUACUACUCAUGUGAUGGUGGCGCCCCCUGUUAUCAAUAGUUCCUUAGGCCGACUGAAACUAUAUUACUAGUACGUUAAAGUACCAUAUUUUAAAGAUUAUAGGUUUAAAGAAUAGCAAUCCAAAAAUCGAACCGAUUGCUAAAUUUUUUCUGUCAUUAAAAAUGCAUGACAACUUAGAAAAUAGAUUUAAUUACUUAGUAUUGAUCAUUUGUACAGACCACUCUACUAGUUUUUAUUCUUCAGGUCAAUCUCAUAAAUACUAUAUAAUAGUUAUUUUUAAAGCUGUGAUUUCGUUCCUCAUCAAAUACUGUUGUUAUUUGCUUUACCAAGAAUUUAUUGAUCUCAAGUUGAUAUCUCUAGCUUUCGUUAAUUUAAUGCAGAGAUUUUACAUUUAAAAUGCUCAAUUAUUAAUAAUAAGAUAUUUGAAAUAAUAUAUUUGACAGUCCAUUAGAUGAACCCCCCAAUUUUAAUUGUUAAAACUAAAUAUGUAACAUAUAUUUUAUAUUUUGUUUUACAGGAAGCUAAUAUUCCGCAUAGUAGAAAAUGAUUUGUUUUAUAAAUGUGAUAAGGUUGUGUUAAUUUGUGUUAUAAUGAUAAAGAUAUGUUAGGUGGUAUUAUAAUUAUUAUAGAAACGUUGCAUUUCUAUGAAAAGCUGAUUUUCAAUAAGGCCUAUUACAUUUUUAUAAUAUACAUAUUAUGAAAGUCGAUAAAUUUUUUCACGAGGCUCGUUUAUAUAAAUAUAUACGUUAUUACGAGAAUAAACUCCCAUUUUAAAAUUUAUUAAUAGAAAAAAAUAUAUAUUUAGUGCUAAAGCUUAAUAGAUAAAUCGAACAAUUUUAUAAUAAUUUUGAAAUAUAUCUAUAAAGUUGGAAGCGUACCUAAAUAUUCUCUAAAUGGGUUAAAAAAUGCUAACAUCUAUCAUUAUUUGAAAUAGUUGCGAUUUUUGGACCUUUUUUAUAUUUCUGUUUUUGAUGUUGCAGUGAGCUCGUAAUAAAUAAAUGGUACAGAUAUAUAUACUCAUACAAGCAACAUAAAUUUUAUAACUACUAAAUCGUGAUUUUUUUUCAUUCGACCUACAAACAAUAACACUAUUAACUAAUGAAUUGUAAAAAAGUCAAAAUACAUAAAUAAACAAACAACAAAUACAAAAAA